CAGUCGCCGGCCGAACCCGUGAAAGUUCCCGUCUUUCAACAGAGGGCGUGAAGCAAUCCAAGGUUCGAAGGCGAUCGCACCACCGUCCCGUGUCGCACACUCGCACCGCUGCUCUCGUCGGGCCAGGCCACAGCCGCGCAAUCGCAUACCCCGCCUCCCUGUCCAGCCUCCAGCCACAAGUGACAAGUCCUCCUCCUCCUCCUCCCCCACAACGCGCUCCGCCGCCGCCGCCGUCGACCGAGCCCAGUCCCGACCCCGUUAAAAGCCCGGCCGGCGCGCGUGCUGUUUUUCAUUUCCUUUCUCUUCUUCUCUCAAGGGAAGGGGGGGCACUGUACUAGCGCGAGCCGGAGGGAGAAGGGUAAAGAAACAGGCCAAGAAAUCCACUGACGGCCGGCGGGGAAAGGCGCCCUAGGCGAUGGGAACAGUGCUGGACUCCCACUUCCUGGCGCUCACCGCCAUCGUCACCGUCGGGUACCAGCUGGUGUUCUUCAUCAUCACAGCUCUCCUCCGCAUCGACAAGGUCACCGAUUUCGCCGGCAGUACAAAUUUCAUCAUAAUUGCGGUCCUGGUAGCAGCUUUGAAGGGAACAUGGCACUUCCGUCAGAUCGUGUUGACAGUGCUUGUUAUAAUUUGGGGGCUUCGCUUGGCAGUGUUCUUACUAAUGAGGAUUUUGCAAUGGGGAGAGGACAAACGGUUUGAUGAGAUGCGCAGUAACUUGGGGAAAUUAGCUGUCUUCUGGACUUUUCAGGCUAUCUGGGUUUGGACUGUCAGCUUGCCUGUUACUAUUGUGAAUGCAAGUAGCAGCAACCCUUCUAUUGAAGCUCGGGAUAUCAUUGGUUGGAUAAUGUGGGCCAUCGGGCUAUUUGUGGAAGCCAUAGCUGAUCAGCAGAAGCUUAAAUUCAAGAAUUCUCCAAGCAAUAGGGGAAAGUGGUGUAAUGUUGGUCUUUGGAGUUAUACUCGCCACCCAAAUUACUUUGGGGAGAUACUCCUUUGGUGGGGGGUGUUUGUAGCAUCAACUCCGGUUCUCUCAGGAGCUGAAUGGCUUGUAAUCUUGGGACCCAUCUUCCUGGCGCUCCUGCUUCUUUUCGUUAGUGGGAUUCCACUUCUUGAGUCAUCUGCUGAUAAGCGCUUCGGCCGGUCUGAGGAAUACCGCACAUACAAGAAAACCACAAGCCCUCUGAUCCCAUUGCCGCCGGUCGUGUAUGGAGCCCUGCCUGAUUGGUUCAAGGUGGCAUUCCUCCUGGAGCUGCCCCUCUACAACCCCGGGCCGGAACGCGACCCCGUCAGCUGAGCGCCGAAUGUGCGUUGUUCUUCAGAUCACAAGUGAUUAUACAUGUAAUGUACUGAUUUUAUUUUGGAUGGGUGAUUCUUUUCCCAUUGAUUUCAAGGGGUUUACGGUGAAGUUUGUCCAUAUGUAUCUAUCUUCCAGGAUGUUCAAAAAUCAAAAGCAUAGACUGUGUACCUGUCUUCAAUAGGGAUAUUGUGUACUCGUGUUAAUAGUGGAGUAAAAGUUUGAUUUUAUUUUGUACCAAAUCCUGUAUGAAAGUCUGUUUUUCUCUAGUUUCUAUUGGAAUUUUAUUUACUGGUUAA
Messenger RNA from Hordeum vulgare subsp. vulgare (domesticated barley), 1590 nucleotides. RefSeq names its product probable O-methyltransferase ustE. Gene Ontology annotation, cellular component: membrane. Bases 416 to 1291 code for a protein of 291 amino acids. NCBI's taxonomy places the organism in Eukaryota, Viridiplantae, Streptophyta, Magnoliopsida, Poales, Poaceae. The record is from RefSeq and is a predicted model, not a curated record. Gene Ontology annotation, biological process: lipid metabolic process. The transcript is spliced from 9 exons. Gene Ontology annotation, molecular function: oxidoreductase activity, acting on the CH-CH group of donors.